Molecule: messenger RNA, 2273 nt
Organism: Leptosomus discolor (cuckoo roller)
Lineage: Eukaryota; Metazoa; Chordata; Aves; Leptosomiformes; Leptosomidae
Source: RefSeq, a predicted model, not a curated record
AUGCAGUUCUUUGGCCGGCUGGUGAAUACCAUCAACAGCGUCACCCAGAUAUUCACAAACCCUUACCGGGUGAAGGAGGUGCCGGCUGCGGAGUAUGCCGCUCACACCUGCCUGAGGGAGGAAGGCAGGGUGGCCCUGUAUAAGAACAGCCUCGCUCGCUCUUGGGAUUGCCUGCUGGUGAAUCCCCAGAGCCCGCAGGUUGCUUUCCGGCUGUUCCAGCUCGACAAUGAAGCAGAUGCCCUGGCACGUUUCGAGCAGUACAGCAGGCAGCUGCGCCCUUUCUACGAGAGCUCGCACCAGCCCUUGUCGCUGGAGGAUCUCCAGCAGCUCAGCGACUGCUUCCGCGACCACCCCAGCUGGUCUGCAGCGCAUGUCGCGGUGGAGUUCGGCCGUCGUGAGAGCUUCCGGCACAACCACGUUCUGAGCUGCGUGAACAGCACGGACAGUGAGGAUGGCUGCACCCCGCUGCACCUGGCGUGCCGCAAGGGAGACAUGGAGUGCCUGCUGGAGCUGCUGGAGUGCCACGCACGCGUGGACAUUACCGACAGGAACGGGGAGACCGUUUUCCACUACGCUGUGCGAGGGAACAGCCCCCACAUCAUCGAGCUCCUGGGCAGAACCCCAACUGCUGGCUUGGACCACCUGAGCCAUGAAGGGCUGACUGCUCUGCAUCUCGCCUGUCAGCUGGGCAAAGAGGACAUGGUUCGGUCUCUGCUGAAAUGCCGUGCCAGCUGCAGCGUCGUGGGGACGCUGGGCUACCCCAUCCACACAGCACUGAAGUUCUCCCAGAAGGGGUGUGCCCAGGCCAUCCUCGAGGUGGACGCCAGCCAGGUUCGCUCCAAGGACCCACGCUAUGAAGCCACUCCGCUGCACUGGGCGAAGAAGGCAGAGAUGACACGGCUGCUGCUGGAGCACGGCUCUGAGGUGAAUUUGACCAGCCGGACGGCUGACAUGGCUCUGCACAUUGCGGUCAAGAGGGGCCGCUUCGACUGCGCCAUGGUACUGCUGACACACGGGGCCCACACCAAUGCCAGGGGUCAGGAUGGCAACACGCCGCUGCACCUGGCCAUGAAGCAUGACCACCUGGAUAUGAUCAAAGCGAUCAUCGUCUUUGGAGGAGAUGUCGAGAUCCCCAAUGAUUUUGGGGAGACACCAGGGCUGUUGGCAGCCAGAAGCAGCAAAGGUGCGAACCGGAAAGUGCUCUUAGACCUGCUGCAAACUGUAGGGACCGAACGCUGCCACCCACCCAACCCUGACUCCCCAAGCCUGGCACCAUCUGCCGCCUCCUUCCUGGAAGGCCAACCUUCCUCGCGGAGCAGCUUCAACAGCUUAGGGUACAAGGACCUUCUGUAUGUUUCCACAACGCUCGGACAGUUAUUGAAGGCACCAGACGUUGUGGACUCACCCAGUGAGGGUAGAAGAAAUCACGACCGCCUCCUGUGCCUGGAUGGAGGGGGCAUCCGGGGCCUGGUGCUCAUCCAGCUCCUCCUAGCUAUCGAAAAGGCUGCGGGCCGUCCCGUUCGAGAGAUUUUUGACUGGAUCGCGGGGACCAGCACUGGGGGGAUCUUGGCCUUGGCUAUUGUACAUGGGAAGUCCAUGGACUACAUGCGCUGCCUGUACUUCCGCAUGAAGGACAUGGUGUUCCGGGGGUCUCGGCCCUACGAGUCGGAGCCCCUGGAUGAGUUCUUGAAGAAGGAAUUUGGGGAAAACACCAAAAUGACAGAUGUCCAAAAACCCAAGGUUAUGGUGACAGGGACACUGUGUGACCGACAGCCGGCUGAGCUCCACCUUUUCCGGAAUUACCCUGUACCAGAGACGAAAACCUCCACUGAAUACAAGACAAGCGCAUCUUUCAAACCACUCACUCCGCCAGAAGACCAACUCGUGUGGCGCGCUGCCCGCUGCAGCGGUGCAGCUCCCACUUAUUUCCGGCCCAUAGGCCGCUUUCUGGAUGGCGGGCUGCUAGCCAACAACCCGACCCUCGAUGCCAUGGCGGAGAUCCACGAGUACAACAAGACGCUGAUCAAGAAGGGUCGGAGGCAGGAAGUAAGAAGACUGGGGUUGGUGGUCUCCCUGGGGACAGGGAAGCCUCCGCAGGUCCCGGUGAGCUCUGUGGAUGUUUUCCGCCCCUCCAACCCUUGGGAGUUGGCGAAGACUGUCUUUGGGGCCAGGGAGCUCGGCAAGAUGGUGGUGGAUUGUUGCACUGACGCAGAUGGCCCAGCUGUGGAUCGUGCCAGGGCCUGGUGCGAGAUGACGGAUGUCCCAUAUUUCCG